CCCCAGUGGGCGGAGUGCAGCUCCAGCACACACCGCGUCCCCGCUCCAGCACCACCGCCGCCGCCGCCGCCACUACCAGCACCAGCACCCAGUACAGCUGCUCCUCUCUGCAGACGCGAACAACCAUAGCGGAUCGGCAUGGGUGUAGAAGUUGAGACGAUAUCUCCAGGCGACGGGAGAACUUUUCCGAAGAAGGGACAGACGUGUGUGGUGCAUUAUAUAGGAAUGCUGCAAAAUGGAAAAAAGUUUGACUCCUCACGAGACAGAAACAAGCCCUUCAAAUUCAAAAUCGGCCGACAGGAAGUCAUCAAAGGCUGGGAAGAAGGUGUUGCACAGAUGAGCCUAGGCCAGCGGGCGAAAAUUACCUGCACCCCGGAUAUGGCAUACGGAGCCACAGGGCACCCUGGGGUCAUCCCUCCCAAUGCCACACUCAUAUUCGAUGUGGAGCUGCUAAAGCUGGAGUAAAUCAUCCUCUUCAGAAGGAAGAAACUCUAACCCUCUGCCCCACCAUGGAAAUGCUUCCCGUGAAUUUAGGGUCUCAAACUACAUGCUCAGAAUCUCCUCGUCUUUAUUGCCAACCUGCACUCCAUGGCUCACCUAGCUCGUUUUUAAACAUGUGAAACGCUACAGCUCUAGUUUGCUCAUAAGCAAUGUCCAGUUCGAUUUCCUUUGCACUCUACAUACACUUAUUAAAUCAGCAUAACCAUAAGAAACAUUUUUGGAUUGAAACAACUGCCUUACUGUAUUUGAAGUGGAAACAUGGUGUAAUAGAAGUGACAGCUCUGCUCUUCUGUAUAUUAAGGGGCAUUAACAACCACUGUCUGCAUUGCCACUUUUGAUAUAACGAAGUCCAUCUAAAUGCAUAUGAAACAAUAAUCAUGUUGUUGUACCUAGUAAUAUUUUAUAUGUACUGUAUCCCUUAUAAAAUUUGCUUGCAAGUAUUACAGGAUUUCACAAAAUCUUGCCUAUGCCUGGAACAAACUGAACACUGUACUUUGGCUUCUUUGAAUAUUUUAUUAAUCGACUCUUAAUAAAUAUAAUCAUAUUUGGAACUCUUUAAAGCAAGUCCUUGUAUUGCUCAAUUACAUCAUUGUUGUAAGGUGAAGAAUUUUACGUUUUGGGUUGUAAGAAAUUCGUAUAAAAGAAUAGAUACAAAUACUUUAGUACUCAGUACCUAGAAUAAGCUGUGAUGGUGAGCUGGGUAGUGUUAAUGUUGCUCAAGUGGGUUUCCACAAGUUCUCAUGUUUCCCCCCACUUCUGAGAAACAUUUCAGUAAGGUUAGGCUUUUACAGGUGUUUACAGUGAUGAGGUUCAUAGCCAACCACUAUUAAAGUAGUUUAAUAGUGUAUUAUUGGGCACAGGUGGCUCAGUGGUAGGUUUCUCGUCUGCCAAGCGGAAGGCCGGGGUCAAACCCCAGCCCACUGAAUGCAGUACCAGUCCUGAGCGCAGAUAAAAUGUGAGGGUUGUGUCAGGUUUAGCUAUCUAUCUAUUCCCUGUACUGCCUAUCCUGUGUAGGAUUGUGGGGGCUUGUAAGAAAUUUUACCAUGGUAUAAGUACAUUUAGGCAUCUGGCAGACGCCCUUAUUCAGAGUGACUUACAUUUUUAUCAUAUUAUACAUCUGAGUAGUCAAGGGUUAAGGGCCUUGCUCAAGGGCCCAACUUGUGGUCAUGGGAUUUUAAACCUGGGACCUUCUGAACCGUAAUCCUAUGCCUUAACCACUGAGCUUCCUCUGUACUCUGUAGGUAUUACAGUGGUCUGAUGGUACCUGUACAGUGGUAUAAAUUACUAGUAUAUAGUAUUUGACAUUAUCAUGGUAUUUAUUUGCUGAUGUAGUAUAUAUGCCACACUAUGGUGUAUUUUUAUGAAGGUUAUCUGAAAGUUGAGUCAUGUCAACUGGACUUCUUUCUUGUUCAGUAGAUAUGUUUCAUUACUCAUCCAAGUAGUUAUUUAAUAUAAAGUAAGUUGGAAAGUUCCUUGUGUUUUAAGUCCUCCAAGGUCAAAGGAUCCUUCACUAUCUGAAAAGGAAUAGGAGAACAAUGGAGAAGGUGAGAAUAGGAGGGAGGGUUGUUAAGAGAGUAGGGAGAGAGAGACCUGUUCCCAGUAAUAUAUCAUACCGAUAAUAUGUACUAAAUGUACAAUAUGUACAAAAACACCAUAUUAGAUACCUGGUCAAUCUGAACAGAUCUUCUGAACAGCAUGAUAACAUCAUUCAGAGGGCCCAGGUAAUGACUCACUUGAUGUUUUACCAUUCUCUUUUAAUUCAACUAUAAUGGUAUUACUGGUAGAAAGAGGAAGUUCAUAAGCCCUCGCUACAGUAUAUGUCUCUGGGAAAUCCCUUAGAUUGACCAACAAUACCUUUUUCAAAGAGAUAAGGAGUAUUGUUGUUCAAUCUGAGGGACGUCCCAGAGAUAAAUAGCUAGGGAUUACAAAUGUCUCACUCCUAGACCUGCUUAAAAUGCAAAGAUGUGUAAAACGGAAUCAAACAGUAGUUAUAAUAAACUCUCAACUGCUCCCGUCAAGGGAUGGCCACAGCGAACCAUCCGAUCCGCUUGGCGCAGGUUUUUACUUGGCACAGGUUUUUAUGCCGGAUGCUCUUUCUGACGCAACCCUCCUAUUUUAUCCGGGCUUGGGACCGCCUUACUGUAUUUAAAGUGUCAAUAGAAGUGACAGCUCUGCUCUUCUGUAUAUUAAGGGGCAUUAACAACCACUGUCUGCAUUGCCACUUUUGAUAUACAAAGUCCAUCUAAAUGCAUAUGAAACAAUAAUCAUGUUGUUGUACCUAGUAAUAUUUUAUAUGUACUGUAUCCCUUAUAAAAUUUGCUGCAAGUAUUACAGGAUUUCACAAAAUCUUGCCUAUGCCUGGAACAAACUAAACACUGUACUUUGGCUUCUUUGAAUAUUUUAUUAAUCGACUCUUAAUAAAUAUAAUCGUAUUUGGAACUCUUUAAA
Clarias gariepinus (North African catfish) is the source of this 2949-nucleotide messenger RNA. It is a transcript of the gene fkbp1b, whose product is annotated as FKBP prolyl isomerase 1B. The record is from RefSeq and is a predicted model, not a curated record. The transcript is spliced from 4 exons. Gene Ontology annotation, molecular function: peptidyl-prolyl cis-trans isomerase activity. The coding region runs from base 139 to 465 and encodes 108 amino acids. NCBI's taxonomy places the organism in Eukaryota, Metazoa, Chordata, Actinopteri, Siluriformes, Clariidae.